AUGUAUGUGGGAUACCUCUUGGAUAAAGAAGGCAGCAUGUAUCACCAAGGACCUGUAAGACGAUCGGGCAUCAACAUCCCACCACAGAACUUUGUUUCCACGCCACAAUAUUCCGACUUUACUGGAUACCAUCAUGUGCCAAACAUGGAUACUCACGCACAGUCUUCGGGGGCUUGGGGAGCUCCUUAUGUCGCACCGAGGGAGGACUGGGGCGCCUAUAGUCUGGGGCCUCCUAACACUAUUCCUACGCCCAUGAACACCUCCUCGCCGGGACAAGUUUCCUAUUGCUCACCUGAAUACAAUCCCAUGCACGCGCCAGGGUCAGCAGUAUUGCAACCACCUCCAGAUAAUAUUUCUGUUGCUCAAGUUUCCCCGGAUAGAGAAAGGCACAAUUCUUCUUACCAGUGGAUGAGCAAAACGGUACAAUCAUCUUCUACCGGUGAGAAAGGUCACAAGCAACUAUAUUGUGCCUCUACAUGCAUGCCACUGUUAAAAUCAUUCGUGCAAUGAGCACAGCCUCAACUCAUGCCAAACUACAUAUUCAUAUUGUCCUAAGAAGAGCCGGAAUUGUUGUAUUUUCUCUUGCGUAAUUGUGCUGUGAAAACUGCUGGUGUUGGCUCAUAAACUUGUGCAACAGGUAGUAUAUAGAGAAUUGAUACAAUAUAAACAAUAAUUGCAUAAUUUAAUGAUACAUCUCACUGUAAAAGCGAAUAACUUUAUGCAUAAUACGUAAUGAGUACAUUUGGGUAAAUUUGAGGUGAUAUUCGUAACGAAUAGGAAGCACUGACAUGACAUUCCUUUUAUCUGUAACUGUUCGUGGUCUCAAACGAAUCAUCUAAUCAUGUUUUAAAUUAGAUGUCACCAAAAUUACACAGUAGCAUGUGAAAUGUUUGGAAAUUGUUAAUUCAGUUUGGUGUUAGGCUAAUUUUGAAACAUGUAAGAUGCAACUUCAAGGCACUAAAUUGUAAAUUGCACCAGACUCAAAACAGAAGAGAAAAUAGGAAAAGGAUAGGAACUAGAUCGAACGUAUCAAAUUCAUUAUUGACAAUGCAACUGUAGGUCUACCAUCGCGAUAAUGGUCUGAUAAAGUAUGAUAUUAAUUAAAACAUCUUAGUUAUUUUCUGAUACAGGCCUAUAGCCUUGUGGAGGAAACGAUGAACGUGUCAAGAAAGAGCGCCAGACGCUACUUGUAAUGCUAAUUUCUCUACUCCCGUCGACUAGAUGCGAGGUCUACUUUUCCUGCUACAUUGUCUCAGGUUUUGAGGGUUAUCCGUCAUAUUCAGGUGGCGGCCCCUUUCAACACCUCGUUUUACUUUGAUAUGCACCAAAGUGUCUUCCUCGGCUCCCAUUCUUCCAGUUAUAUUGCCGGAAAAGGUGACGUUUUUCACAGCAAAUAAAGGUCUUUGACGAAUAUAUACAAAGCUUUAUAACUGGGCAAUAAACCACAACAUUUCUUAAUUGUCUAGAAAUGUGUAAAAAAAAUAAUAGAAUUCGUUCACUGUGGACAAUAUUUAUCAAUUAAGCCACAGUAAUUUAUAAGCCUCAAUUAACCCGUACAUUUCGUUUAUAGCCCCCCCAUUUUUCUUAUUAGGCAAACCUAUCAAAUGUGUUAUCAUGUGUUUAAAAAAAAAAAUUCUAGGAGGCUCUCUCUGGCCCUGUAAAACUUAUCAAGCAUGACCUAGGCUAUAACUAUGGAUAUCAAAAUGUUUCAAUGUUGUUCAAAACGACUAAUAUUAUUUUCUACCUAAUAAAAGGUGCCGACGUGUUUAUGGUUUAUCAACAAGAGCAACCUGAUCCGAGCUAGAGAAAUGUCUGCCUUGUAAGUCCUUUAUGUGUCGUGUGUUGCCUCUUAACACAUCAAUGGAGUUUAGCUAAUAUCUCUGAGACUCUUUGUUCUGCAGUUUGUUCAAAAAGUGACAUCAAAAGAAGACCAGUGGCUCGAUUAGCAUAGCUACCAACAAAGCAACACAAUCUAGAUUAACACGAUAGUCACCACUUCAGUUGAUAGAGCCUAAAGACGUUUCAUAAACAUUUAGAGAGUUAUUAGAUAAGUGAAGCAUCAAGUUUAAUAUGCGUUUUGAUAAGUAGCCUGUUGAUUAUCCUACCUCUCUAGUAUUACUUGCUAUAAAUACUCAAAAUUACUAAUUUAAAGGGGAAUUUAAAACAAGAUUUCACUUUAGAGAUUAAAUAGCCUAUUGCCCCCUGUAUUUAUCAAUCAUUCGAAUACCAUGAAAUUGCAUCGUUGCUUUGCAUCAUAUUCGUUGUUCAUUGUGACGGAUAUUUUAAAAUUAGGCCUACGAAGCAUAGCCUAUUGAAUUCUCUGAAUUUCUCACAAUUUCAGGCAAAACAAGAACGAAGGAGAAAUACAGAGUGGUUUACACCGAUCACCAGAGACUGGAACUGGAGAAGGAAUUCCAUUUUAAUCGUUACAUCACUAUCAGAAGAAAGUCAGAACUUGCGGGGAACCUUGGCCUUUCAGAACGACAGGUAAACCAAUUAAUUGAUAGAGCAUUAGGGCCCUAGACUUGACAAAUCAAAUGAUAACGAAUAGCCAUUUUGACAAGUUUUUAUUAUACAUUUACAGGUGAAGAUCUGGUUUCAAAAUCGCAGAGCCAAGGAGAGGAAAUUAAUCAAAAAGAAAAUGGGAUCUGAUUGCAGCGGAGGAUCAGUGCACAGUGACCCCGGUUCAGUGAGUCCUCUGCGGAUACCAGCUUCACUCAGUCCGUCGGAUAUUCACGGCUCUCUCUACCCACCCCCCGGAAGGAACACCAUGCCAUCUAUUAGGAACAUACAGCAAGCUACUGUCACUCAGUAG
This is a messenger RNA of Coregonus sp. 'balchen', 2815 nucleotides long. The record is from the annotation of a GenBank genome assembly. Lineage: Eukaryota; Metazoa; Chordata; Actinopteri; Salmoniformes; Salmonidae.